Molecule: messenger RNA, 976 nt
Organism: Prunus avium (sweet cherry)
Lineage: Eukaryota; Viridiplantae; Streptophyta; Magnoliopsida; Rosales; Rosaceae
Source: RefSeq, a predicted model, not a curated record
AUGGUACAGCCCUUUGGAGAUGCUCUGAGUGCUGAGAAGUCUGAAGUCUGUUCUUUUCGAGAACAGCUUGCCUCUGGUGCAGACGGAGGUGAGCUGAUUGUAUGGAAGUUGCAUGCAACAGAAACUAGCACAACGUGGAAGGUCCUUAAGACAUUGUCAUUUCACCGCAAAGAUGUGCUGGACCUCCAGUGGUCUACUGAUGGUGCAUUUCUCAUCUCUGGGUCAGUUGAUAAUUCUUGCAUCAUAUGGGAUGUGAACAAAGGUUCUGUCCAUCAGAUUCUGGAUGCCCAUUCCCAUUAUGUUCAAGGUGUGGCAUGGGACCCAUUGGCCAACUACGCUGCUUCCCUAAGUUCUGAUAGAACUUGUCGCAUUUAUGUCAAAAAAGCUCAAUCAAAAGCAAAAGGUGCCGAGAAGACAAAUUAUGUUUGUCAGCAUGUUAUUUCAAAGGCUGAGCCUCCACUGUUGGAUGAUUCUAAGUCUGCAAAAUACCAUCUCUUUCAUGAUGAGACGUUGCCAUCUUUCUUUCGAAGAUUAGCAUGGUCACCUGAUGGAUCAUUUCUACUUGUUCCAGCAGGUUCCUACAAAAUAUCAUCUGCACCGGAGACAAUAAAUACAGCUUAUGUAUUUUCUAGAAAGGACCUUUCAAGGCCUGCUCUACAGCUCCCUGGUGCCUGCAAACCUGUUGUAGCAGUUCGUUUCUGCCCUUUGCUCUUUAGCCUGCGGGGGUCAAAUCAAUCCGGGUUCUUUAAGCUUCCCCAUCGUAUUGUUUUUGCUGUGGCCACUUUAAAUUCUUUGUACAUUUAUGACACAGAGAGCGUUCCUCCAAUUGCAAUCUUUGCUGGUCUUCACUAUGCAGCCAUAACAGACAUUGCAUGGUCACCCAACGCCCAAUACCUAGGAUUGUCUUCUCAAGAUGGUUACUGCACGUUGGUAGAAUUUGAAAAUGAUGAACUGGGAUCACCUAUCUGCUCAUCAG